Molecule: messenger RNA, 3510 nt
Organism: Haliotis rubra (blacklip abalone)
Lineage: Eukaryota; Metazoa; Mollusca; Gastropoda; Lepetellida; Haliotidae
Product: basic leucine zipper and W2 domain-containing protein 1-like
Exons: 13
Coding region: 103-1365 (420 amino acids)
Cellular component (GO): cytoplasm; membrane
Molecular function (GO): protein binding
Source: RefSeq, a predicted model, not a curated record
AGCAUCUGUGGCACCGAUUCAUCACGAGAACUUGCGCGACGCUGCGAGAUUUGCCCUUAAACCGAUUUUUGUCCAAAGGAAAGGCUGUAUUGAACAAGUUUUAUGACUACUAAGGCAGAAAAACCAACACUAUCAGGCACCCGUCUGAAAACCCGGAAAAGGGAUGAAAAAGAAAAGUACGACCCUGCGGCUUUUCGAGACACCAUUAUCCAAGGGCUUGAUGAGACUGAAGGAGAUUUAGAAAAGGUUUCUAAGUUUCUUGACAUUUCGGGCUCCCGACUCAACUAUCGCCGCUACGCUGAUGUGCUUUUUGAUAUUCUCUUUGCUGGUGGACAAUUAGCUCCAGGUGGAUUUGUCGUGCAAGAUCCUGACCCAGAAAAGCCAUCCCGCACCAAUGUUUGCGUGUUUUCCACUGAAGAAAACGUUGAAAAGCAGAAGAGCUUCUAUGAGGUGUUCUACAAGCUGAUUCGUCGCUACAAGUACCUGGAGAAAGCUUUUGAAGACAGUUUGAAGAAGAUCCUUGUGUUCUUGAAAGGCUUCAGUGAGGAUGAACGUCGCAAGCUGGCAAUCAUCACCAGCCUCCUGCUGGCAAAUGGGCUGUGCACUGCACGCGUCCUUGCCAGCCUCUUCGAGGACCACUUGGUCAAGGAGGGUCUCUCUUUGGAAUUCUCCACGGUAAUGUUUAAAACAUGGCUCGGAGAACGAGAUUUGAGUUCAGUGUUCUCAACACUGAAGAAAUCCCAGAUUGACACACGUUUGAUGGAACUGUUUCCCAUCAAUAAGAGGAAUCAAGAUGUCUUCUCGGCAUAUUUCCGGAAUGCUGACCUUGCAGUUAUUGCCGAUAUGCAGGUAAAGCAGGAAGCUGUAGAGACCAAGAAGAAACUCCAACAGGAGAUGAAUGAUAUGAUCCACGAACAGCAGCCAGCAGCUGAGAUUAGGGCCUACGUCCUUGAAGAGAUGCAGAAGAAUGGUAUCCCAGAGCAUGAGGUAGUCAUCCUGGUAUGGAUCAUUGUGAUGGGCUCUGUUGAGUGGAACAAGAAGGAUGAGCUGGUCACAGAGCAGGCCCUGAAACACCUGGCCACAUACUCUCCUCUCCUGGCUGCAGUAUCCAAGUCGGGCAAAUCACAGCUGGCACUUAUUCUCAGGAUCCAGGAAUACUGCUACGAAAACAUGAACUUCAUGAAAUCCUUCCAGAAGAUUGUUGUCCUCUUGUACGAUAAGGAAGUACUCAGUGAAGAUGUUAUCCAGAAGUGGUACAAGGGAGGCCACUCUUCCAAGGGCAAGAGCACCUUCCUUGAGCAGAUGAAGAAGUUUGUAGAAUGGCUUGAGAACGCAGAAGAAGAAUCUGAUGAGGAGGAUGAUUAAUGCUGAAUACAAGCAUGAUGGAUACAAGGACAGAUCUGCAGCUAUGCACCAGGGAUCUCUUGCUUUGAUUCAAGUCUACCAUUACUGCAUGUUGAUGCAGUGAUGUUGUACACUGGACUCUGCCUGCUUUGACAAGGUUCCCAGCAGUCGUGCUACAGUCCUUCACUUCCUCACUAUCGGCGUGUUCCCUGUUAGUACUGGUCCAAAUCAGUCUGAUUCAGUCUUCAAACAUGUAUGACCUAUAUAAAUUGGAGAAAUGUUGACAUUUUGAUAUUUCACUGGACAGUUGCUGAAUAAAGAACAAGUGGAAAUAUCCUGACUUUACGCAGUUCUUGUUUCGCUCUAUAUGUACAUGUGUUAUUGCCAUGGCAACAGGUCAUCAGAGAACAUCCAUGGGUUUGUGGAGAAGGAUCCUUCUUCACCCAACUCUCCAUCAUGAUCAUGAAUUUGGUCUUUCUCAUGUAUCUUGUUAUGGUGGCUUUUAUCAUAGAUGACUUUCUGAUUUGUUGCAGACUGUCUUUUCAGUCCACUAUUCAGUUCAUGCUUUGCAUCUUUAGAGAGAUUGUCAAAUGUUUGCCCUGUGCCGACCAGUGUCCACUAGUAAUAGGUUUUGAUAAAUCUUUUUACUAUAUUAACUUGUUACAUGUCUGACUAUUUUUAAUGAAAUAACUACUGGAAAGUCUGAUUCUGUACGUAUAGUUUUUGUUGCAAGACUUGUGUACUGAAAUGUUUUCAACAUGACAAAAGGAAAUGUGUUACUGAAGAAUGUCUGCCUCAACAUGGAAUAAGACUGCAAUAAUAUUUGAUCAGUGUAUUUUAUCUUGCCAAAGAUUGUCAGUUUUCUGAAUUCUUCAUGACUUGAAAUACUUGUACAUGUCUAUGGCCAGUGUAAUCUCUUUAGGGUGUUGAUGAUCAUUGCAUAUACUCAAACAAUUGUCAGUGUAAAAUACCUCUGCUGCACGUUCUGGGUAUAAAAUGAACGCAAAUAUAUUGUUUAUGGUGGUGUUCACUCUUCACAGCAGAUAUAUUACAAAGUUCUGAACUCCAGUUGUUAGCAGAUGUAAAUAUUUGCCCUAUUAGGGAGGUGUAUGAUUCUGUGCCUGGAACGUGUAGAUGGCCGUGUUAUCAUUUCAUUAAGUUAGUAUAUUUUUGUAAGGUCAUCCACCCAACCAUGGGCCCAGUAAUGACUCGACUCAAGCAGCAACUCUGUGGCCUUCGAAACUUGUUACAAACUUUCGAAAUAUCGAAAGGAAAAAAAGUUACUCAUCAUUGGUGAUAUUGUUCGUGAACCAUCAGUUGUCUAUUUGUGACAUGUUUUGUUUCAUGUGUUAAUUCAGUGGAGUUUGACGUUCAUCACACGAGGAAUGUGUAAAUAAACAUUAUGAAAACAUCUUAUUCAGAGCUCAUAUUCAGACAUUGGAAACAUUGCCAGGUCAUGUUAGAGAUAUAUUGCCACAUACCGAUACGCCCAACAUUGCAUCUCUUGUCCCAUCACAUCACCAUGUCCGAGCCGGUGUCAAAGCUAGCAUGUAAAACACGGCAUAUAUAAAGUGCAGCAAUUCAUUAGUUACUGAAACCUUCAGAAUGCAAAGUCUAGUCAAGUCAUUUCUGUGUUACAAACAUAACAUUUCCCAGCUUGAUAGUAGCUGUGAAUUAAAACAACAUUGCUAGACCCUUUUCUUAAUGUUUCAGUGACUUGUGUUAAGUUUUGGUGGCGGCCAUUUUAUCCUCCAUGUGACGUCAUCCUUUGAUUCGGUGCCGACUCCCUGGCUCAUACUUAACUGUCCGAUCUGUUUUCUUUGUGAUUGACGCUUACAUCAAAAUCAUAUAGUACUCAGUUAUAUGGUUGUAUCACAUGAAGUGUUUGUAUGUUAAAUAGUCACAAUAUUAGCUAUUAUACCCUGUGUUACAAUAUUUAACCAUUCUUUUUGUUAUGCAAACCCUCAGUUUUGAGGGUUUUGUGCACUGCCUGCACCCUUCAUCCAAUAAGUACACUGACUGUUGACCACUUGAGUAUAUAUUUUGAAAUCGUAACAUGCCCGGAAAACAACUCCAGAUGGGAAGAUCAUGUGACUUGGUCAGAGGCACUGUGGUACAUAGUUGUUCUUUUUGUAAGAAUUAUGAAAAUUUGUGAAUAAAAAUUAU